This is a messenger RNA of Ilex paraguariensis (yerba mate), 1909 nucleotides long. NCBI's taxonomy places the organism in Eukaryota, Viridiplantae, Streptophyta, Magnoliopsida, Aquifoliales, Aquifoliaceae. The record is from the annotation of a GenBank genome assembly.
CCAAAUUUAGUCAGCAGUAUUUUAUAUCCCAACGCUCCUCCCCCCUCCUCCUCAAAACCCUAGUUCGCCGAAAUUCUCUGCCGCUCUGCGCGAUAUCUUCUAGAGUUCGAAGAAACAAUGAGUCGUUCAAGUAGAACCCUCUACGUUGGCAAUCUUCCAGGUGAUGUUCGUGAGCGGGAAGUUGAAGAUCUGUUUUACAAGUAUGGUCCAAUUGCGCACAUUGAUUUGAAAAUCCCGCCAAGACCUCCUGGUUAUGCGUUUGUUGAGUUUGAAGAGUCUCGCGAUGCUGAGGAUGCUAUUCGUGGUCGCGAUGGCUAUGAGUUUGAUGGGUACCGUCUACGGGUGGAGCUUGCACAUGGUGGGCGUGGUCACUCUUCAUCAACAGAUCGUUACAGCAGCCAUAGCAGUGGUAGGGGUCGUCGUGGUGGUGUGUCCAGGCGCUCUGAAUAUCGUGUGUUGGUGACUGGAUUGCCCUCUUCUGCUUCAUGGCAAGACCUUAAGGAUCACAUGCGUCGAGCAGGAGAUGUUUGUUUCUCCCAAGUUUUCCGUGAGGGAAGUGGCACAACAGGAAUUGUGGAUUAUACAAACUAUGAUGACAUGAAGUAUGCUAUUCGAAAACUAGAUGACUCAGAGUUUCGCAAUGCUUUUUCUCGAGGAAUAGUACGGGUGAAAGAAUAUGAUUCUAGCCGGUCCAGGAGUCAUAGUCGCAGUCUGAGUUAUAGUCGGAGCAGAAGCAGAAGCAAAAGCAAAAGCAAAUCUCCGAAAGCCAAAUCUUCUCGUCGCUCAAGAUCUCAUUCAAGGUCCAUCUCAUCUCGUUCUCGCUCUGGUUCAAAACCUCGCUCUCUGUCAAGAUAUGGAUAUAUGCGGCGAUCUGGGGUUGCAUACUAUUAGGAUCUUGAUGGGAUAUGGUUCAAAUGCCUAGGACUCUUUUGGUUGUUGAGGUAUGAUGCUUUCUAGAUGGCAGCUUUGGAAUCCUUCGUGGUGUCUAUGUUCUAAUAAGCAUCGCAAAUGUCCAUGGGUGCUAGAUUGGGGACAAAGAAGAUCAUGGAUUGUGAUGGGAAAGCUGGAUUGUGAACUAAGUGCUAUUUGAAUUUGGGAAGCACCAUUUGCGGUAGAACAAUUUAACUAUGUCAUUGCUUUCCCUACACUGCCGAUCUAAUAAAGCAUGCUUUUCUGAAUUUCUGUUCUGUGAUGUAUUAAAUAGUAUUCUGUUUGUUUCAGUUAAGGUAGGUUAAGAUUUAGGUCAUUCAUUAAAGGGAGAAUUUAAUGGGCCUCACAGUUUUCUCUUUGGGUUGCUAAAUUAUUGUGGGUUUUCCUUUUGUGCAUUUUGAUUGUGGUAACUCUGACGUGGAGAGGCAUCAAGGCUCUUGGAUCAAAGUUGUUAAGAGGAACGUGUGGAUUUUAAAUUUGGUUAUUUCUGGAACUUUUGCAGAUCUCCAUCAAGAUCCAGAUCUCCAGUACCAGCUCGUCAGAAACGCGUGAGCAAAAGCCCAAAAAGGCACAGUCCAAGUGGGAGCAAGAGCCGAAGCCCAAGCAGGAGCAGGAGCAAGAGUGUAUCUAGGUGAGAAAUGGUUGUAAUUGAUCUGUUGAUCCAGAUGCUGUGAAUGUGGGUGUGGGUUCAUCACCUGUAAGGUUUUCUGUGGGUCAGCAGAAGCCUGAUACAAUCACCCAAUCCCCUUAGAUCUAUUGAAUCUUUUCAAACCAUCUUUAAAAAUGUUUGUUGAACUUAACCUCGUGUCUGCCAAACUUAUAUCAUGUAUGACUGACUUGUGUUCUCUCUCAAAGAUUUGCAAAAAAGAUCUGUUAGUUUUUAUUUCUGAGUUGUUGGCUCGACUAUUUAUUGCAAAAAAUAUCUGAGCUCUUCUAGUCCGGGCUGUUUGGUGAUGGAUUAUUUUAUAUUUGCAAAAUU